AAUACAUAGUCUAAAUUUUUUAGAUAAAAAAAAAAAACAUAAAAUCGAGUAACCAUAAGUUUAAAACGAUUGUGUGCCCUAAUUCUUAAAGUCUUCUUCUUCACAUGUUCAUUUUGAGUCCACGUUGAAAGCUUUGGUAGAUUUGUCUGUUAUUUUGAGUCCACGUUGAAAGCUUUGACAUACAUAUCUGAUAUCUCUUAUACCGUUUAGAUAAAUCUGUUUAAAAAAAAAAGAACAUAGCAUUUAAUCUUCCCAACAAGAAACCUUUCAUUGCGCGUUUGCAUUAUUACACAGGAGCCCACAUUCCCAUUUCUUCAAAGUCACGUUGACUUUCUUUUUUCUUCUCUACUUUCGUUUGAAAUUCGGUUACGUUCCAAAGAAACUUCUCAUUUCACACACUCUCUCUCUCUCAGAGUAAGAACACGGCUGCCAUAUUUUCCUCCACAAAAGGCGUAUCUCUGUGAAUCUGUGAUUUUGAACCACUCAAGAUCAUCUCUCAUGGCUUCUUCUUCUUCUUCAUCUCGUACCUGGAGAUACCGCGUCUUCACGAGCUUCCAUGGACCAGACGUCCGCAAAACAUUCCUCAGCCAUUUACGCAAGCAGUUUAUCUACAAUGGAAUUACGAUGUUCGAUGACCAAGGGAUCGAGAGAAGCCAAAUCAUCGCCCCAGCUCUCACACAAGGAAUUAGAGAAUCGAGGAUUGCGAUCGUCGUGCUCUCGAAGAACUAUGCUUCAUCAAGCUGGUGUUUAGAUGAGCUAUUGGAGAUUUUGGAUUGCAAAGAAGAAUUAGGGCAGAUAGUAAUGACUGUCUUCUACGGAGUAGAUCCUUCUGAUGUGCGAAAACAAACUGGAGAUUUUGGGACUGCUUUCACUCAAACUUGUGCUCGUAAAACAGAGGAGGAUCGGAGAAAAUGGAGCCAAGCUUUGACCUUUGUGGGCAACAUAGCCGGAGAACACUUCCAAAACAGGGACAAUGAAGCGAAAAUGAUCGAGAAGAUUGCAUGUGAUGUUUCAGAUAAACUGAAUGUUACACCAUCUAGGGAUUUUGAUGGCAUGGUUGGACUUGAAGCUCAUUUGAGAAAAAUGGAGUCUUUGCUUGAUUUAGAUAAUGAUGGAGCUAAGAUUGUUGGAAUCUCUGGUACUGCAGGCAUUGGUAAGAGUACCAUUGCUAGAGCUUUACAUAAUGCACUAUCUACCAGGUUUCAGCAUAAUUGUUUUAUGGACAACCUUCAUGAAAGCAAUAAGAUUGGUCUUGUUGACUAUGGUUUGAAGUUACGCUUACAAGAACAACUUCUUUCAAAGAUUUUGAACCUAGAUGGCAUUAAGAUAGGCCAUUCAGGUGUGAUACAAGAAAGGCUACACGACCAAAGAGUUCUUAUCAUUCUUGAUGAUGUGGAGAGUCUAGAUCAACUAGAGGCUUUGGCUAAUAUCAUGUGGUUUGGUCCAGGAAGUAGGGUCAUAGUGACCACUGAAAACAAAGAGAUUUUGCAGCAACAUGGUAUCAGUGAUAUAUACCAUGUGGGUUUUCCAUCAAGUAGAGAAGCUUUAAUGAUCUUUUGUCUAUCUGCUUUUCGACAAAUCUCUCCACCUGGUGGGUUUAUGGAUCUUGCGGUCGAAGUUGCAAAGCUUUGUGGUAAUCUUCCAUUGGCUCUACAUGUUUUGGGGUCAUCAUUGCGGGGAAAGAACUAUUCUGACUGGAUAGAAGAGCUACCAAGAUUACAAACUUGUCUUGAUGGAAGAAUUGAGAGUGUAUUGAAAGUGGGCUAUGAAAGUUUACAUGAGAAAGACCAAGCACUAUUUCUCUACAUUGCGGUCUUCUUCAACUAUGAACAUGCUGAUCAUGUGACAUCCAUGCUGGCAAAAACUAACUUGAAUGUUAGACCUGGGUUAAAAAUAUUACCUGGGUUAAAAAUAUUAGCCAAUAGACAUCUCAUACACAUAGGUCAUGGCGCUAAAGGUGAAGUGGUAAUGCACCGUUUGCUACAAGUAAUGGCUAGACAAGUCAUUUCCAAACAAGAGCCUUGGAAACGCCAGAUUCUUGUAGAUAACCAAGAGAUUUCCUAUGUUUUGGAAAAUGCAGAAGGUAAUGGAUCAAUUGUGGGUAUAUCCUUUGACGUAGGAGAGAUCAACAAAUUAACAUUAAGCGCUAGGGCGUUUGAAAGAAUGCACAAUCUUUUCUUACUAAAAGUUUAUGAUCGGUGGCUUACUGGAAAAAGACAACUGCACAUUCCAGAGGAGAUGGAUUUUCUUCCUCCCCUAAGCUUACUACGUUGGGAUGCAUACCAGAGAAAGACUCUUCCUCGUAGAUUUUGCCCAGAAAAUCUCGUUGAACUACACAUGCCGGAUAGCCAGCUCGAGAAGCUAUGGGACGGAACUCAGCCGCUUCUAAAUCUCACGAAGAUGAACUUCAGAGGGUCAUCUUGUUUGAAGAAACUUCCAGAUCUUUCAAAUGCUUCAAAUCUUGAGAGAUUGGAUCUGUAUGAAUGCAUUGCUUUGGUAGAGCUUCCAUCCUCAAUUUCUAAUCUUCGUAAACUAAACUACUUAGAGACGAAUCUUUGCAGAAGUCUACAAGUCAUUCCAACUCUCAUUAACUUGGCAUUUCUUAAAGAGAUCAAGAUGAUGGGAUGCUCACGAUUGAGAAGUUUUCCAGAUAUUCCUACCAACAUCAUUAACCUCUCUGUAAUGGAGACAACGGUUGCAGAAUUUCCCGCAUCACUUAGGCAUUUCUCGCUUCUUAAGUCUUUCGAUAUAAGUGGCAGUGUAAAUCUCAAGACCUUUUCAACACAUCUCCCCACGAGUGUAACAGAGCUUCACCUAGACAAUAGUGGUAUUGAGAGUAUUACAGAUUGCAUCAGAGGUCUUCAUAAUCUACGUGUCCUUGCUCUAUCAAACUGUAAAAAACUCAAGUCAUUGCCGAAGCUCCCGAGUUCACUCAAAUGGCUACGGGCUAACUAUUGUGAAUCACUAGAGAGAGUAAGUGAACCUUUAAACACACCAAAUGCAGACCUCGAUUUCAGCAACUGCUUCAAAUUGGGUCGACAAGCACGACGAGCGAUUUUUCAACAAUGGUUUGUUGAUGGGCGGGCUCUCUUACCAGGAAGAAAAGUACCUGCACUGUUCGAUCAUCGAGCCAGAGGAAAUUCGUUAACAAUUCCUAAUUCUGCUUCCUAUAAGGUUUGCGUUGUGAUUUCUACAGAGUUCGAUCAUCAAGCCAAAGAUUCUACUAUAGUUUCAAGACUAUUGUGUCGUUGCAGAGUCAUCGGCAACUUAGUAAACUCCACUGACGUUAAGUUUGUCCUAUCCGAUAUCUGCAAAUAUAGAAUGGAGCAUCUGUUUAUAUUUCAUAUAACGAAUCCGAUGCCAUUCUUUUACCCCUCUAGCAGAGAGAUAGUGCUCGAAUUCAGCAGCAUAUACCAAGAUUUCGACAUUAUUGAAUGUGGUGUCCAGAUCUUGACGGAUGAAACAGAUGGAAACAAAAAUGGGGGAUCUGGAGAUGAAGAUGAUCUCUGGUAUAUACAUGAAUUCAGCGAAUCAUUGGACAAAGAAGAAAAAGAUAAUGAUAGCGUCGCUAAGUCUGAAUCCUGCGGAGUGUCAGACAAAGAUGAUGAAGAGGGAAACAAAACUGUAUCUGGAGAAGCGUCAAAAGACAAAGACGAGGAUAUCGCCGACGACAGUGACUCCGAAUCCAUAUCCAAGAAGCAUCCGAGGAAGAGGACGAUGAUAAUUGCUACUACUAAUCUGAAGAAAUGGAUUCUCUGUCUUUUACUAUUUUUCUUGUUUUCGUUUGCUUUUGUUAAAGUCUCUAUCUACUUUGAUCUUCUCUAACAUAUGCCGGUAAUUCCUUGCUAUAAUAUGUUAGUAAGUAUCUCAGUAAAAGUUCCCUCACUUCA
Arabidopsis lyrata subsp. lyrata is the source of this 3890-nucleotide messenger RNA. RefSeq names its product disease resistance protein ADR2. Bases 499 to 3825 code for a protein of 1108 amino acids. NCBI's taxonomy places the organism in Eukaryota, Viridiplantae, Streptophyta, Magnoliopsida, Brassicales, Brassicaceae. The record is from RefSeq and is a predicted model, not a curated record. Gene Ontology annotation, molecular function: ATP hydrolysis activity; ADP binding. Gene Ontology annotation, biological process: signal transduction; defense response. The transcript has 5 exons.